This is a messenger RNA of Cyclospora cayetanensis, 513 nucleotides long. Its product is annotated as U1 small nuclear ribonucleoprotein C. Gene Ontology annotation, molecular function: pre-mRNA 5'-splice site binding; zinc ion binding. The transcript has 3 exons. Gene Ontology annotation, cellular component: nucleus; U1 snRNP. The record is from RefSeq and is a predicted model, not a curated record. The coding region runs from base 1 to 513 and encodes 170 amino acids. Gene Ontology annotation, biological process: mRNA splicing, via spliceosome; spliceosomal snRNP assembly; mRNA 5'-splice site recognition. Lineage: Eukaryota; Apicomplexa; Conoidasida; Eucoccidiorida; Eimeriidae.
AUGCCAAAGUUUUAUUGCGAGUACUGCGACAUUUACCUCACGCACUCCUCCCCUGCGGGACGGAGGCAGCACGCGAGUGGUCGCCGGCACAUUAACCAGAAGGUGGAAUACUUCCAGAAUCUUCUCAGGGAGGGAAACUUUCAGGCACCCGCAUUCAUUGACCAGGCUGUUGCCAUUCGUGCGAUUCAAAUUGUAGCUAACACGCCACCAGGUGAGUUUGCCACAAGCCACAUGGGCAACUGCACCAAGGUUCGGGAGCAGAGAAGAGGAGCACCCCGAAGGGAUGGGGCCCCAACUCGCGGAGGCUACGAUGGAGAGGAUAGGGGCCCCCCGCGAUUCCCCCCGGGGGGCCCCAUGGGCCCUAUGGGAGGCAUGGGGGGGGCCCCCCGCAUGGGGGGGCCCCCGCUACCCAUGCGGCCUCCCAUGGGAAUGCCCAUGGGAGGGCCUCCUAUGGGAAUGCCCAUGGGAGGGCCUCCGUAUGGGGGCCCCCCCCCUUUCCUAGGGGGUCGAUAA